Blumeria graminis f. sp. triticale is the source of this 3816-nucleotide messenger RNA. The record is from the annotation of a GenBank genome assembly. Lineage: Eukaryota; Fungi; Ascomycota; Leotiomycetes; Helotiales; Erysiphaceae.
AUGGCAGAGCAAAAUGAUGCGCAAGAUAACAUGACGUCUGUGAACUCAGCUAAAGGGACGGAAAUUUCCACUAGAAAUGGUUCUACAGCUACGGAUAAAGAAGAGCCAGUGACCGAGAGCAGCGAGUCCAACACCGAAGUUGUAUUCGAACUUACAAUUCACUUACCCAAUGAGUCUAAAUCUGUAUCAGUAACAGUAUCCAACCAAGAAGCUGUACACGAUAUCCGGCAGUCUAUUGUCGAGCACCCUGGCACAUUUCAGUAUUCUUGCUUCCAUUUGGAGCACAAGGGAACAAAAUUAAAUGAUUUAACUCAGAUUUCCGAGGUAGACGGACUGGUCAACACCCCUGAAUUAACUCUUGUUCAAGACCCGUACACCGAAAAAGAAGCCAGAUUACAUUUUCUACGAGUUCGAGAACUUAUCGGUGCAGCAGGAAACAGAAUAGAUACGUUGCACGGAAUAAUGUCAGGUCUCUCCUUGUACGAGUCGAUUUCUCGUGAGAAAGUAGAAGUAAAUACAGAGCCCUCAGGAACGCAAUAUCUUUCAGACUACGAUUUCAAGGCACCUGGAUCAAUAAUGACACUGCUUCCUCACGAGCAAGAAUCUGCUCCAAAAACUGUUAAAAAUAUUUCGCUAUCUCCAUGGCACCCUCCACCUUAUCACCUUCGACAAAAAGGACAUUUAUUAUAUCUCUUGCUGACGACAAAUGAGGGAGAGCAGUAUCAAAUCACCUCACAUGUAUCUGGAUUUUAUGUCAACAAAUCUAGCAACAUUAAAUUCGACCCUUUUCCCCGCGGUGCACCCAAAGCUCACGCAGCUCACUCUUUACUUACACUGAUAACAGAGAUUUCCCCAUCUUUUUCUAGCUCAUUUGAGAAGCUUCUAAAACAAAACAACAUGAAAGAGCCUCUCGUAACAUUUCAAAUUAGCAAUGUAACUCCAGCAAACCCUUGGGUCGUUCCAAACUCUACUUCUUCUGCAACAAUUCAUCAAGCUGAUAUAACAAGAUCUCAAGAAAGUUACUUGAUUUCUGGAAUGGAAAACACAGAAACAUUGCGGGACUGGAACGAAGAGUUUCAAUCAACAAAGGAGUUACCUAAAGAAAAUGUACAGGAUAGAGUCUUCCGCGAGCGCCUAACUUCCAAGAUAUUUGCCGACUUUACUGAGGCCGCUGCAAGAGGCGCAGUACUCAUUGCCAGAGGCGAGAUAACGCCGCUCAACCCCACAGAAAACGAAGAAGCGCAGAUAUUUGUAUACAACAACGUAUUUUUCUCGUUUGGAGCCGACGGGGUUGGAACGUUUUCCAUGGAGGGCGGAGAUGAGGCCGCAAGGGUUGCCACAGGAAAAGAUGUUCUAGGCGUACGGUUAGUAAAUCAGCUUGAUAUCGACGACCUAUUCACAGCCGGAACUGUUCUCGUCGACUACUUUGGAAAGCGUAUUGUAGCUCAAAGCAUUGUUCCUGGAAUCUUCAAGCAACGAGAUCCUGAAGAGAAUCAGAUUGACUACGGAGCAGUUGAUGGUAGAGAUGUAGUGGCUGCCGACGAGAGAUUUGUACCGGUCUUUGAGAAACUCUCUGAAGCCUUAAAGGUUAAGAAACACAGCGUAUGGGACAAGUCUGGAAAAAAAUUUGAGCUACAAGGAAGCGUUGAGACUAAAGGCUUACUUGGAACCGAUGGGCGCAAAUAUAUACUUGAUUUGUAUCGUAUAACUCCUUACGAUAUUUUAUGGAUGGAGGAAUACGGCACCACAGCUUUCAACCCAGAACAAUUUAGCAGUACCAAUAGGAGAUCUUACCCCCAUAGAAUGACAGUAUUGCGACCUGAGCUUAUCGAUGCAUUUUGGAAAUAUAGGAUGCGAGAAUGGUUUAAUGGAGAACUUGCGAAGCGUCGAAAUGUUGAAACUAGUAUAUCUGAACAAAAAGAUAGCAUAUCUUCAAGGGGAAUUGAAGAUAAGUCAAAGGCAGAAGAUUCUUGUCAGUCAACUCACUCCAAUAUCACCAAAGAAUCUCCUAACGUUGAUGAUUCUGACACAAUCGAUAUAACUAAUUUCAGUCUCUCGCUUAAUCCGGAUGUCUUUAGUAGUCAACAGCCUCAAACAGAUGAAGAAAAAGAAUCCUGGAAAAAGGAUGAAGCAGACGUUAGAUCUGCCUGUGACUAUCUCAGAACCUUCAUUAUUCCAGAGCUUAUAAACGAUCUAAAGGAAGGUGACGUAGGAUUUCCAAUGGACGGGCAAUCUUUAAGUCGGCUUCUUCACAAGCGAGGUGUCAACAUACGAUAUCUCGGGAAAAUAGCCACGCUUUCCGUAGGACAAAAACUAGAGUCCCUUCGCAUUCUUUCUAUUCAGGAGAUGAUAUUCAGAGCAUUUAAGCACGUAUCAAAUAGAUUCCUAAAAAAGCUACCGAACCCUUUAAUAGCUUCCUGCCUGGUGCAUUUACUAAAUUGUCUUCUGGGUACUGGUCUCAAUUCAAAGCCAUCAGCUCGUGUCGAGGAAAAUCUAGCUACCUUAUUCGAUAAAGUAGAUAUGGAAUUUAGAAGCGUGACUCCGCAAACUCUACAGGAGGAAAUCGAAAUCCAAAUUUCGAGACGUUUCCAGUACAGCAUUGAAAAAAACUGGGUUAUAAAUAUAAAGCAUGUUCAAAUGCUGAGGGAAAUUUCACUACGGCUGGGACUUCAACUUGAAGCUAAAAAUUAUAUUUUUAACAGAGAUUCUAUUAAAAAUCCAAGUCAAACUAACGGAGAGCAAGGCAUUGUUUCUAAUGAAUCCUCUAACACAAGCAAAAAAUAUAAAAAGCCUAACAGCCGACCAAGCCCACCAUCAACAGUAGAGCCGCAUUCAUUCUCUCCCGAUGAUAUUAUUAACAUUGUCCCAAUUGUAAAAGAGGCUUCUCCUCGAUCAUCCCUCGCUCAGGAAGCCCUGGAAGCCGGUCGUAUUUCUCUUGUUCAAAAUCAAACGAAGCUUGGCCAAGAAUUGCUUCUAGAGACUCUUUCUCUUCAUGAGCAGAUCUAUGGGAUUGUUCAUCCUGAGGUUGCCCGAGUUUACAAUACUCUUUCUCUUCUCUACUAUCAGCUUGAAGAAAAAGAAGCAGCUGUCGAAUUAGCACGCAAGGCCGUAGUAGUUUCUGAACGUACCCUAGGAGUCGAUAAUGCCGAGACGUUACUAUCGUAUCUUAACCUUGGUCUAUUUUCUCAUGCUGCUGGUGAAACGGUGCAGGCCUUAACAUACAUAACCCAUGCUCUUCACCUUUGGCGCAUCAUUUACGGCCCUUCACACCCUGACUCAAUCACAACACUUAACAACGCUGCAGUCAUGCUUCAGCACCUGAAAUGUUAUCAUUCUUCUCGUCUUUGGUUCGAAGCAUCUCUUGAAAUUUGCUCUUCAAUUUACGGACCCAACUCGAUUAAUGCUGCUACAUUGCUGUUCCAAUUGGCACAAGCUUUAGCAUUAGAUAGUGACUCUAAACAGGCAGUAAAGCGUAUGAAAGAGUCGUACAACAUAUUUCUCGCUGCCUUAGGUCCGGAAGACAAGAAUACCAAAGAAGCAGAAAGCUGGCUUGACUCACUGACGCAAAAUGCAGUUAACAUUGCCAAGCAUGCACUAGCAAAAGACAUGCAAGCACGUAGGCUAAGAGCUGAGGUCCAAGUUGGCGUUGGGCAAGCCACACCAGGACGCGAGAAAGUUUCAAAACAGAUGGAUCAACGUAGCAUUGAUGAACUACUUAAAUUCAUCGAGGGAAGUGAUUCAAAGUCUCCUAAAAAAAGAGGAUCCACUGCGGGGAGAAAUAAUCCAAAAAGAAGGGGAGGUCCAUCUAUCGCAUGA